AUGUUUUUCGUUUAUGCUUUCUUUGCCUUUUCCGGAACAUACACAGGUGAUUACAACUCAAUCAUUAGUGAUAGCUCAUCAUCCUGUAUUGUCCAAGAUGCAAUUUUCGAUAAUUUCGACUUAAGAUCAAAUUCACAAAGUUUAAUUAGUAUUGGUUCAACAUCAACAACAUUAAGAAUCACUACAACAACAUUUUUCCAUAUCCAAUGCAGCUUUCAAGGUGAUAUUUACACUAAAGGUCCAACAACACUUGAAAAAACGUGUGCAACCCAAAUGGAAAACACAGUCACUGCAGCAUUUCUUAAGCACGAAAAUACCAACAUUCAAAUGACAUAUGUGUCAGUUACUGAUUCUCCAUCCACUUCCAACAAAAUCAUCAUUGACUCAAAAUGCAAUGGUAAUUUCCAGUAUGUGAACGUAUCGGAUGUCUAUGCACCUUAUGCCUCGUUAAACUACCUGUUGCCAUCCCAGCCAAUCAAGUAUUCAGAGCUAAUCAACAGUUCUCAGACGAAUCAAGCACUUUUUGUACAGACAACCAACGGCAAAGUCGAUUCCUGCAUAUUCUACAAGAACAACGGGCCAGCCUGUUUCAUUGAAAAGAUCACUGGAUCCAUCAUUUCGAACAGUUAUUUCAUGGAUAACAAGUUAGACCUACUUUUCAUCAGUUCCACAGUUACUGUCACCAACUGCUACUUCUGGGACAUGUCGUACAGUGGCUCUGCCUUCUCAGUUUCGAUGAACGUCCAUACUUACGGUGCCGGAUUUCCAGAAAACUUCAUUUCGAACGAUCCAAACUGGGGAAAGGCCAACUACAAGUGCGAUUACUACACAUUCCAGCCCCCGACAUGGGUGAAUCUCCCGCUCCUUCCACUCCAGUCCAAACUGCUUUCGAAACUCCAUUUUCUACACAGAUGA
Trichomonas vaginalis G3 is the source of this 915-nucleotide messenger RNA. Its product is annotated as pectin lyase-like family. NCBI's taxonomy places the organism in Eukaryota, Parabasalia, Trichomonadida, Trichomonadidae. The record is from RefSeq and is a predicted model, not a curated record. The transcript has a single exon. Bases 1 to 915 code for a protein of 304 amino acids.